AUGGCACCUACUGUGUCCUCUUCCAGGACGCAACUGUCUUAUCCCCUCUACGCCGCCGACUUUGACCCUCUCAAUCCGGACUUUCUGCUUGUUGGUGGAGGUGGAGGCUCGUCGUCGACCGGCGUCCCCAACAAAAUCUCCCUGCUCGAUACUUCGCAAAGAAAUCAGUUGAAGGAGGUGGUUGACAUUCAGCUUGCCAGCGAUGAAGACUCCGUUACGAGUCUCGCGGUCGCCGACUCAUCUGCAGCAUCGCUCACCGCCUUUGCUGGGAUCAACAGUUCUGUUGCCGACCAGAACGCUGGGAAAAACGAACAUCUGAGAUCGUUCAGGAUUGGGCUGCCCACAAGGAAAAGGAAGGCUGACGGCAGUGUCGUCGAUGGAGAUGAAGAGAAGCUAGCGGCUUCGGCAACCGCCUCACAACCACUGGGCCGGGCUGCGCUGUUCAAAUCUGCGACGGCCACCAAGAACGAGACAUACCAGAGAGUCCUGCGGUUUUCGCCGGCCACCAAAACUGGUCAACCUCGCCUCGCAGCUAUCGCGUCUGGACUUGCUCCAACCAACGAAGUCAUUGUGUUUCGCCCGACCCCAAAACCGGGGCUGGAUGAUGUGAUUUCACGCAUCGAGCUGGGUAAUCGCGAGGCAGGGGACGUGGAUUUGGUGGUCGAAGACGACAAGGGCAGCUAUUUGCUUGCGUAUUGCACCGAUGAUGAAGUAUUUAUACAGCAGCUUCCGACAUCAUCCAAGCCUGAUGCUCCAACAUCUCUCUUUCGAGCUGCUGAGAUAUCAACCUCGCUGCCUCCCUCACAGAGACCUAAGUUUCGCGCUUUGCGCUUUUUAACCCCUCGUCAUCUGCUACUUCUCAGGAACCGCCCAUCACGAACUGGCGCAGAUCUCUUGGUCCUUCGAAUCAGCCACGACUGUUCGGAAGCCCGCAUAUCGUUACGCAAACAGCUCAGUAUGUCCAUAAAAGCGGCGGUUGGGCUGGAUGUGUGCAGCCUGACCGAAUCGGAGCAAGGCGAGAAGCAGUUCGUGAUUGCGGUAGCAGGACAGUCUGGAGAGAACAGCUCGAUAGAAAUAUUGGCGCUCGACUACUCGAGGGAGGCUGGACUGGGAGUUUUCAGAUCAUACACAUUCAUCAAAGCCGUUCAUAAUGGGCCACUCACGCGGCUUGUCUUGUCAAGCUUUAACGGACCAGCUCUUCCAGCCACCGGCACAGUUGGACCCCAAUCCCUGCGCCUGGCCUCUGUCGGCGUUGAUAAAUUUGUGGUGGUCCAUUACCUCCCGCUCCGGCCUUUCCCUCCAACCUCAACUAAGGCCCCUCGAUAUGUGCUCAUCCCUCCAGGACGCUCCGAGGCUGUGCAAACAUCAUUCAGCGUCUUCUUCGCGCUUGUGGUCGUCGGAUUUGUUGCUUUCCUCAUGCAAGCAUUCUGCGAGAUCCGUGGCGCCGUGCCACCCGUCCUCGGCGCUCCGGACUGGCUGUCACCGCGUAUGCGCGAACUGGUUGCUCGGCCCUAUAUAUUCGCUGACCGAAUGAGUUCCGCGGCAUCAGAUAUUCCUGUCGCGGCGCACAGCGCAACGGAAACCCUCAAAAGCUCCGUGGACGAAAUCACCUCGUCCCUUUCUUCCGCUUUGUCUUCGGCAACGGAUUCACUAAAGAACCUCGUAGAGGAAAACUCCAACUUGGAAACGCCAAAAGCCAUCAUUGUGCGGGAGCAGUCCUUGGGCGAAAUCUCCACCGAGGUUCUGCAGUCGGACGCCGAGGUCGUGCAGAAGGAGACGCUGAAGAAGUGGGAAGAACUGAGCGAGGCGCAAAAGAAGGGCUGGAAGCGCAGGUUGAUCGACGCGGGUCACUGGGCAGAGCAUCAGGGCGAGAACGUGCUGAAGGGCAUCUUGUUCUCGGAGCUCGCUGGAGCCGUGGGUAAUUUGGUCGGCGGAGUUUAA
Fonsecaea multimorphosa CBS 102226 is the source of this 1941-nucleotide messenger RNA. RefSeq lists its product as uncharacterized. Gene Ontology annotation, cellular component: endoplasmic reticulum membrane. Gene Ontology annotation, biological process: protein secretion. Lineage: Eukaryota; Fungi; Ascomycota; Eurotiomycetes; Chaetothyriales; Herpotrichiellaceae. Gene Ontology annotation, molecular function: GTPase activator activity; guanyl-nucleotide exchange factor activity; protein binding. The record is from RefSeq and is a predicted model, not a curated record. The transcript has a single exon. Bases 1 to 1941 code for a protein of 646 amino acids.